This is a messenger RNA of Cloeon dipterum, 893 nucleotides long. RefSeq lists its product as uncharacterized. NCBI's taxonomy places the organism in Eukaryota, Metazoa, Arthropoda, Insecta, Ephemeroptera, Baetidae. The coding region runs from base 185 to 721 and encodes 178 amino acids. The transcript has 4 exons. The record is from RefSeq and is a predicted model, not a curated record.
UCAAUGACGUGUUAAGAAACCACACUAAACACAUGUCAGGUUUAAUUUGUUAUCUCAAAAAGGCGCAUUCCGCGUAGACCCUAGGCGCCAUGAAGCUGAUGUCGGUGGAUAUUUUUCCACAUAAAUAGCCUAUGAGACUGGAGCAGUACCAUACUGUCUUCUGCCACCGCCAACAAAACAGAAGAUGAUGAGGACCUUGAUCUUCCUUGCAGUCGUGGUGGCCGUGGUCCUCGCGGCGCCAGCUGAAGAGGAAACGGGAGUUGCCGAGGUGGACAACGGCAUGGAGCGCUCGUCCAACGCUUCCAAUACGCUCACCCUGCCAGGCAUCGGCGACGUCUCUCUCAGUGGCACCUCGCUGCUGCAUGGCUUCCUUGUUGGCUCCUUCGCUCUUUUCGCAGUUGUUGGACUGGCCACCGUGCUGACCCUCAUUCUGCCCUGGUUUGGCCUCAGGAAAGUCAUCGAUAACUGGUCCUGCGCCCUCACGGGAAGCUGUGGCUACGACCCCUACAACGGCAACCAGCUGGCUUACGACCACUACCAGAACUACCAGCAACCUGCACCUACCGCGUACCAGCAGCAGCAGACUGCUGCAGCGGCCGGAUACAGUGCUAACCCUUCGCCAACCUACCAUCAACGUUCUUCCGAUCUUUUGAACCCGAUCCUGCAGGCCCUGAGCAGUGCCUAUGAGAGGUAUGGACCCACCCCCGUCGUCAAAGCAUAAAGUUACUCCUGAUUAAACGUUGAAAAUUGUAUGGACCGACCACCGCUCACGCCCGUUGUCAUUCCCGUCCAAAAGAUCACCAUUAUCAGCCACUGACAGGAUGAUGCGGUGAACAGCCAUUUAAUGUAUGAAUUCACAUUAUUGCGAGAUAUGCAGAAGCGCUUUACAAAAA